AAAAACUCGCUGACUCUCAGACAGGCCAGAAAAAAACGCAUGAUCAUACCCAAACAAGCAGAUCCCCAAUUCAGAAUAUAGGCUUCAACGUCACUGAUCCAUAUAUCAAUUUUGACUUCAAAGAAUUGUUCUUGUCUUUCAUCACUCUCGCUUUCAUAUUCGAAACCUCUGUCUUUUCAUCUGCCCAUUUUUGGACUGGGAUCGUUCAGUUAUCACUUGCAUCCAGCAUUUUCACUUCUCCUCUAAAUUCACAACCACCCCAUUUGCAUGAUGACUGGCCAGCCGGGAAAAGAAGACGAUUACUCCACGUUGUUUGACAAGCUAGAUAUAAAAAAUAGCGGCGAAAUCACGUUUCAGGAUUUCAAACGGGCGAUCAAGUCACUCAAUCAUCCCAUCGCAACCAAUCCCGACCUAGUCGAAAAAGUGUUUCAGUCAUUUGACUACAACAAAGACAAGAUUAUUGAUUUUAAUGACUUCAAGCGUUAUCUCAAGACUACUGAUGACCAGAUCCUCAAGGGGUUUAAUAAAAUCGAUCAAGAUAAUGAUGGAAAGCUCACAAAGGCAGACUUCAUCCAUUACCUAAAACAGACAUUGAACAUGAGCCCGUCCAGACACAUCGUUGACCACAUUUUCCAGCAGAUCGACUCGAAAGAUAAUGGCUACAUUACUUAUAACGAGUUUCGAGAAUUUUUGGUGUUGAUGCCACGUUUGGACGGGUCUCGGAUUGCUACUGCCUUCACAUUUAUUGCCGAAGAAUUAGACCUUUCUUCUGACGGUGAUGUCACGUUGAUUAACCAAUUCCUUAGCGGCUUUGGCUUUUUUCUUGCCGGAGGCCUCUCAGGUGUGGUUUCCCGUACUUGUACGGCUCCCUUCGACAGAAUCAAAGUAUUUUUGAUUGCCAGAACAGACUUGUCCUCAACAGUCUUGCGGUCCAAAAUGCAAAUUGAAAAAGAGGUAGCAUCUGGUGCUUCCAGGCACGUCAUUGAAGAGGCCAGAAAAGCAUUGGCCCAGGCUGAAUUGGAGAGUUCCAGAAGCGCUGCGGAGGCUCCUCACAGACGUACAAUUAGGUCUCCAAUUAUUCAAGCAGCCCGUACACUUUGGAAGCAAGGUGGCUUCAGGGCUUUCUAUGUGGGUAACGGGUUGAAUGUCAUUAAAGUUUUUCCCGAAUCUGCAAUGAAGUUUGGUUCAUUCGAAGCCACAAAACGAUUUUUGUCCAGAAUCGAGGGUGUUGAUGAUACUUCCAAGUUAUCACGGGUGUCGACAUAUUUGGCCGGUGGAAUUGGUGGUGUGGUAUCCCAGUUUGCCGUCUACCCCAUCGACACGUUGAAGUUCCGUUUACAGUGUUCCAAUCUCGACUCGCUGGUGAGAGGUAAUGCCUUGUUAAUCCAGACAGCCAAGAACAUGUACAAAGAAGGAGGGCUCAGAAUAUUCUACAGAGGAAUUUUUGUUGGAACCAGUGGCAUUUUUCCCUACGCGGCUUUGGACUUGGGAACCUUCAGUUCCAUCAAAGGUUUCCUUGUAAAACGACAAGCUAAACAGAUGAAUGUUCCUGAGGAUGAAGUUAAGCUCUCCAACUACAUUAUUUUGAGCAUGGGUGCACUUUCUGGAACCUUCGGUGCCACUGUGGUCUACCCGAUUAAUCUUCUACGUACCAGAUUGCAAGCCCAAGGCACUUAUGCUCACCCAUAUAGGUAUGAUGGGUUCAAGGACGUGCUAUUGCAAACCAUUGAACGUGAGGGAGCUCCAGGGUUAUUUAAAGGAUUGGUGCCAAACUUGGCGAAAGUUGCACCGGCAGUGUCUAUCAGUUAUUUCAUGUACGAGAACUUAAAGGGCUUCAUGGGUCUCAACAACAAGCUCAACUGAUGUAUUUUAUAUUACCAAAAUAGUAUUUAAUAUGAGAU
Molecule: messenger RNA, 1901 nt
Organism: Metschnikowia bicuspidata var. bicuspidata NRRL YB-4993
Lineage: Eukaryota; Fungi; Ascomycota; Pichiomycetes; Serinales; Metschnikowiaceae
Product: Ca(2+)-binding ATP:ADP antiporter
Exons: 1
Coding region: 268-1863 (531 amino acids)
Biological process (GO): transmembrane transport
Molecular function (GO): calcium ion binding; ATP transmembrane transporter activity
Source: RefSeq, a predicted model, not a curated record